This is a messenger RNA of Tilletiaria anomala UBC 951, 3381 nucleotides long. RefSeq lists its product as uncharacterized. The transcript is spliced from 3 exons. The coding region runs from base 1 to 3381 and encodes 1126 amino acids. Lineage: Eukaryota; Fungi; Basidiomycota; Exobasidiomycetes; Georgefischeriales; Tilletiariaceae. The record is from RefSeq and is a predicted model, not a curated record.
AUGACGACUACUUCCUCGGCCGUCGCUUCCGGCGCCGCUACUGGCAAGCUGGCCCUGCAAGUUCAGCCUCCGGACGCGCAAGAAUUUGUGCAAGAAUCACCAACCCCACUCAUCCCAGGCUCCUUCGAUGACUCUUUUCCUUCCUCGGCAUCGAGCACAGGUCAGGAAUUUGCUAACAGCAUCAACAAUAGCGGCACAACAGACGGAGCGCCCAACAGAAAAGCUGCUGGCAUGAGUCGAUCCUUGCGGAUCAGCGUUUCGCCAAUCACUUCAACCGACUAUCGCACCUCAGCGCCCAUCUCGCCAGGGUCGAUUCUCGACCUAUACACUCGCUCGCCGACGUCCGAUGCCAGGUGCAGCGCUUCGCUCAGCGCCUCGCCCGGUCAACCGACUGUGACAAGCUCGUCGGGAGAGUCGCUGCGCCAAGGGCACCAAAGCAGCGAGUCUACGCCGAUGCCGCCACCGGCCGAUGCGUCGGAGUCUGCGCAAAGAGACCAAAAAAUGUCCGUGCCGAUCGGGCAGGUUGUUGUAGAUGCCUGCGCAGAUGGCAACCAGGCUACUGUGCCGGCCUUAGCUCCCGCAUCUGGACCAACGCGCAGUGAUAUCUGGCCUUCGUAUGCGGACAAUGGGGUACGAGCGUGCAAGACGAGUGACUCGAGCGCGGCUGCAGGGGGGGCAGGUCUAAUGACUGGGACGGGAUCAUGGCCGUUGGCUGGGGCAGUGAAUGCAGGAGCAGGAAAAUCGUCGUCGCGACGGCCAAAUUACGUCCAAGGCUCUCCGUCUAUUCGGGCCCAUCCGAUGAUGAAUACGAACAACAGCAAUACCCAUGCGACGGGAGGAGGCGGUAGCUGUGGGAGUCCACAGGCCCCGUUCGGCUUCACUCAGCCCCCUCUUCCUUCACCGCGCUCGCGCUCGAGCACCAACAAUUUUGGCUCUGGCGUUGCUGCACCAGUCUCGCAUUCGCUAAACGAGCAGGACUCCGCGACAUCGGCUCAGUCAGAGGACGCAAGUGCGUCGUUCGCUGCGAGGGCAGGCGCAACAUCCCUCACUGAAGCAGGAUCUUCCUCCUCUACAGUCAAUGUGGCCUCAGAUAUUAAGAAUGUCGCGACGACUUCAAAGACCACAUCGUCACCCUCCAAAAGAGAUGACGGCAUCGUCGAUCCUGCAAGUCUCUCCAUUGCUGCCGUGCAGCAGCUGCCCGAGCUAGGCAUUGCUCAUCCGCAGAAGCGCCCGGCGUCCGGAUCGGACAUCUAUCCCGUCUCGGAGGAUAGUGCACAUGCCAUGUGGUCCCAGUACCAAGAUCAGUUUGAGCUGACUGAUGGAAACAAUGACAUCGAUGAUCCGAAGCGAGCCGCAGCGAAGCCUUCGACAAUACGAUCAUUGACAUUAGGGUCUGCCGCUGCUGAUUCGUCGGAGCAGCACAAGAUAUCUCAGCGUUCGUGCAUGCUUGCCGAGGUGUAUGACCCCUUCUCUACGACAACGGCACCGGGGACCACAGCGCCAGUGGCUCCUGCGGGUUCGCCUUCUUACUACGAGAUCCCAGCUGUUUACCAGGCCAAAGCCAUCACUGACAUCAAUGCUCCGGCACCCCCUGCUAGCACUAGCGAUUCUGCAGCCGAAGGCACAGACAAGGAGACAGAUGGAGCUAGCGACGCCUUUUCCGCAUCGCAAGAGGCGCCGCACAUUCCCCAUAGGGUCAGCAGCUCCUUUCAGGGAGGCGUGCCUCCUGCUGCUACUCGUACUGCUGAUGCCUCAACCUCGGUCGUCGAUCCCCCCUCGAGCACUGCCGCGCACCAUGUCCCAUUGAAAGCUGCCUCGCCGCUCGCGCAGGCAAUACCAUUCGAGGAUGUGUACAUGGAUGCGGGCAGUGUCAUUAUCCCUUCUCGAUCAGAUUCAGGUGGUUCAGACGACUUGGGACACCUUGAUCCCAAAAUGGGGGGCGUGGACCCCGCGAUGCUCGAGAGCAGCGUUGCCAUUAGCGCAUCAAACACAGCCUCAGCUUUGACAACGACGUUGACGUCCGCGCCAUCAGCGGCACCAAGAGCAACCACAGCAGUACGUCUCGAGCAGGGGCAAGAGCGAACCAGCGGUGGAAUCGACGCCUCCGAUUCGUCAGAUUAUGGAUCUGACGCGCACGAAGAGACUCUUCAGAGACCACCGCGGCGAAACCGGCUACGCGAAGGAUCCGACAACCAACUCCCUGUGGGUCCCCAACGUCCUUCAUCGACACUCAUUACCACCGCAGUUGGCGACUAUCUCGAGGAUAAGAUGGAGAUAUCCGCCCCUUCUGAGUUCUCCUCGGCACCAUCGGAUGGCGAUCUGACAGCCGAGCAGCAGGCUCAACUCGAAGCGCGUCUCGAGAAAGAAGCAGACGAAAUGGAUCCAUCGAGACCGCGGACGCUACAAGAAGCCCGCGCUUUGGCACGUGAACGGGCUCGCUUGCGGCAGCAACAGGCUGCGCUACCAGAAGGCACACCUGAGGUCGUGGCGGCAGUUUCGCCGCAGAUGCGACCCAAGCGCGAUCCGCGGCGGGGGACGGCGGAAUCGCAAGUGGUGAAUUCGACGUCCAUGUUGCAUCACUCGUCCGAAAUGCCGAUCCAGAAUUCACGCGCUGUGCUCGAAGGCAGCUCGCAACCCGGCUCUGGUGGUUUGACGCUGGAUUCGAUACCUUCGCGAUCGGCGGAGAACGGGGCGUUGUCCACAAGCUUGCGUGAUAAGCGUAAGGGCCAAGUCUCGCCUGUCUUGCCGCAGAAGCAGACUGUGUCACCUAUUUCAGGGAUUAAGGACCUGCAAGCUGCAGUCAGCGCCUCGAUGAAUGACAUCAGCUUUGGUUCCACAGUUGAAGCUGUCAGCCAGGGAUGCGCAGCACCGCAGACGCAACACAGCCCAACCGCUUCGCGCGGUGUAUUGACCCCACGUCAGUCCUCGCUGGCGCAACUGCCCCAGACGAGCAGCUCCCAACCAUCAUUCUCCGGUAACACCCACAGCAAUUCUGUGACGCCACGCAUCGAGCACGUCCCGGCAUUCGAUUUCCGACUAGGGCCGAUGGGUGGCCCAUCUCUCGCUGUCGACAGCCACUUUGCCGAGCAACCUGUGUACCCUACGCCCCUGGUCACGGUGGGCCGAAUUGAGAUCUACGGGAAGACCUUGCCGUGGCCGGCCGCAUUCGAUUCCUCCAAAAUCAUCGAGAAGAAGCGCAAUGCCGCUUGGGAUCGGGCCAAGCUGUAUGCCAUCGCAACGAACCAAUUGCUCACGACCCCAACCAAUCUGGCUACAUGGGUUGAGGUUAAGAACAGGCCGACAGCAAAACUUGUGCCCACUCGUACAGACGGCAAGCACGCCAAGAAGCAUCAUAUGCAGCUUCCAUCCGUUCGGACAUGA